ACCCGAUGGCGUCACUUCCGCUAAACUGGACAACUUUCAGAAAAGAUGGAGAACAAAGUUGAGCGUGCGGCUAACGGGAAAAACGUCUCUCUUCCUAUUUCACGUGUUAAAUUAAUAAUGAAGAGCUCUCCUGAUGUUUCUUGUAUUAACCAGGACGCCCUUUUUUUAACCACGAAAGCGACGGAGCUUUUUGUUCAGCACUUGGCUUUGACCUCAUAUAAUAAUGGCUCAGGAAAACAGGAUGGCACCCUGUCCUACAGCGAUCUAGCUAACGCUGUGGAGGAGACAGAGCCGUUCCAGUUUCUCACAGAUAUUCUUCCAAGGAAAAUCUUGGCCAGGGAUUAUCUGAAGUCCAUGGAAAAAAUGGAAGAAGAAGAAGAAGCCAACUGAUUUUUGGGGGACGCCCCAAAAACAACAAAAAACAUGAACUUUUACUUCGUUUUCAUUCUUAAAAAUUGUUUGAUGAUAACAUGAUGGGAACAGUAAAAAAAACAAAAAAAAAAACAACUUUCCACUCAACCGAUAGACAUGAACUCUUGGACAUCCCAACCGCAUAAAUAUGUUCAGUUCCUCACACCUUGUGGUUCAAGGGGUGACACAGGGUUUUUUUUUGUAUUGAGAUAUGUAGUGUAGCUCUCACAGCAAACUGCAAAGUGACCACUUUAUGUUGUAUAACUGCUGAAUAGCUCCUACAGCUAUUACAUUUUUGGUCCUAACUGACUCCAACAUUACAGCUGCUUUAAAAGCAGUUACUCAGGGUGUACACACAUUAAAUGGGCAUUAAAAUGUUAGUAUUUCUUAUUCUACAUCUGAAGAUAACUUUCUCAAACUCACAUGUGUGGAUUGUGAAAUUGAAAUAUAUAUUUAUACCUGAUCUUUUUUGGAUCUAACAAUUUUGCAAUGAUACAAUUGUUUAAAAUCAAAGUUAAUCAAAAAAGAUCCUGUAGGUUUUAUUACAGUGUCCUUUAUUGUAGAUCAGAAUUGACUAUACCAUAGUUUGUGUUGUUUGUUUGAGAUUCUUGUACUUUUCUGCUGUUUCACCUGAUGACAUGCACUGAGCCGAUUUUUCAAAGCCGUGUGUCUUUAUACUUGUACUUGAAAUUUGUUUAACAAAUUGUUUAAGUUUUGUAAAGUGUACUGUAUGAUUUUGCUGUAUUUUGUCCAUUAAAUAAACCUUUUGCUUUCUUA
Molecule: messenger RNA, 1188 nt
Organism: Tachysurus fulvidraco (yellow catfish)
Lineage: Eukaryota; Metazoa; Chordata; Actinopteri; Siluriformes; Bagridae
Gene: chrac1
Product: chromatin accessibility complex subunit 1
Exons: 3
Coding region: 46-390 (114 amino acids)
Cellular component (GO): nucleus; CHRAC
Molecular function (GO): protein heterodimerization activity
Source: RefSeq, a predicted model, not a curated record